AUGUCAAACCUCAGGUCAUCAGCUGGCAACCAACCUCUAGAACGUUCCGGUCUGAUCCAUCGUGUUAGUGCUUUGCCAAAAGACGUGAUUUAUGAAUUUGCGACCAUCACGACCACAACACUGACCUACCAAAACACCAUCGCAACAUAUCCAAGGCUAUUGCUUAGCAUCAUCAACUUCAGUCAGAGAAUCCACGAUGCCAUCUCCGAGAACAAAUUCAUCGAGAACUUCGACGACGACGAGUCAGACCCACCCUCGCCAGCACCACCCGCAUCACCACCAUCUCCAAAACGUCCAUCUAGACCAAACAUCUUCUCGGAUGCGCUUGCUGAAAGGUUUUCUGCUAUGGUGCUUAGGACGCAGCCUCGGGCACCGACACAGGUCCAUGCACCUGAUGCUGUUCAGGGUAGUGGGUCAAGUGCUGUGGCUGUUGAAACGCUUGUUCAAAGAGCAAUGGAUGCUUUUGAUUGGCUGCAAGAGGUCAAUCCUGAAGGGAGUCUGGAGGAGAGCAGUGCACUGGUCACCGAACAAGGUACUAGUCAGCACGAACAACAAGAACCAUCAGCCAAAACUGCCAACGUCUUCCUACAUCAGCUCUUUGACAAAGUCCUCGAAAAACAAAAAGUAACCCCAGAAGAGAUGCGCCAGUCCACCAAGUACAUCAAAGAAAGCAUCCAAAUACUCGAGCAAGAUCUCGAAGUCUUUGCCGAAGAACGACUCCAAAUCUCUCUGGAGCUCCAGAAAUGGUUCGUCAUUCACAAACACGACAGUGACUGGGAAACAAAGACCUAUUGCUCCAAGUGCUUGCUACUUUUCGAGCAGAUUGAUGAGCUUUACUUUGCGGCCUUUUCGAACGUCAGAGAUAUGAUGGAAGUACUCGAGAAAGGUCUCAGGGCAUCUGCCCUGUUUUACAAAAGCGAUGACAUGCCUGAUUCGGACUUUGCGCAAAUCCAAACUCUCGGUGAAUUCUGUGCGCCACUUUUGCAACAUCUGGAAUCAACUGAGCGUAUGCUGCAAGCCUUAGAGGACGAUGCUGAGGAUAGGAAGGGUUGGCCACAGGUGUAUUCAAGCGAAGAAUACUCUUCAAUGAUCUCGCAACUUGAGGAUGAUCAGGAUGAAAACCCACAAUCGAAGAGCGACCAAACCAAGGCCAAAGCCAAUGCCAAGUCAUCAGCCAUGUACUUUUCCCAGGUCAACAAGGUCUUCGGCAAUGAAGUCAUUCCUCUUGCGGAAGUUGGACACAUUAUCGGAAAAAAUAAUCAGGUCUUAUUCGCCAUCAAUACCAUCGGUGACGUCUCGGCUCAGCAAUGGUCAAAGUCCGAUGGUCAGUGGUUCCGCAUUGGUCAUUUCUCCAAGUUCUCCAAGUGCAUCAAGGGCACUCUCGCCUUGCAUCAGUUGAAAGAUGAGUUAGCGCAGUCUGUACCUGCUUUACCUCGGAAUGGCCUUGCGUACUUCAAGGCACUUGCAAGGCAACAUGAGGCAUCUAUGAUGAAUAUCGAUUUUGGCCUAGAGCAGCUCCAAGCUUGUCUGAGGAAUGUUUCUUCCAAUGGUACUGGCCAAGAAGUCGCAAACACUCCAGCAGACGUCGGAUCUACAGCUCGACCGCAGGCUGAGCCAGUUACUGCUGAGAUGGCGAACGAAGACCAGGAUGCUGAGAUCCACGAUCCCAAGUCGCAACAGGUGAACAGCAAAAAGAGCAAGUCGAAGAAGCAGAAGAAGAAGGGCAGGCGAUGA
This is a messenger RNA of Aureobasidium melanogenum CBS 110374, 1734 nucleotides long. RefSeq lists its product as uncharacterized. NCBI's taxonomy places the organism in Eukaryota, Fungi, Ascomycota, Dothideomycetes, Dothideales, Saccotheciaceae. The transcript is spliced from 3 exons. The record is from RefSeq and is a predicted model, not a curated record. Bases 1 to 1734 code for a protein of 577 amino acids.